Anoplopoma fimbria (sablefish) is the source of this 1085-nucleotide messenger RNA. RefSeq names its product solute carrier family 10 member 4 (gene slc10a4). Lineage: Eukaryota; Metazoa; Chordata; Actinopteri; Perciformes; Anoplopomatidae. The record is from RefSeq and is a predicted model, not a curated record. The coding region runs from base 16 to 990 and encodes 324 amino acids. Gene Ontology annotation, molecular function: bile acid:sodium symporter activity. The transcript is spliced from 3 exons. Gene Ontology annotation, cellular component: membrane. Gene Ontology annotation, biological process: bile acid and bile salt transport.
GUGCUUUGCUUCACCAUGCUGGGGCUGGGCUGCACGGUGGAUAUCAGCCAGCUCGGGGAGCAUGUCCGCAGACCCGUCGGGGUGCUGCUGGCCCUGGUGUGCCAGUUUGUCAUCAUGCCCUUGGUGGCCUUUCUGCUGGCUUUGGCCUUCUCUCUGGACGAUGUGGCGGCGAUGGCUGUCCUCCUCUGUGGCUGCUGCCCGGGAGGAAACUUAUCCAAUAUCUUGUCUCUGCUGGCGAACGGGGAGAUGAAUCUAAGCAUCAUCAUGACCAUCUCUUCCACUCUGCUGGCCCUGGUGCUGAUGCCGCUGUGUCUGUGGAUCUACAGCCGGGCCUGGAUCAACACACCUGUGGUCAACCUGAUGCCCUUCGGGGCCAUCAUCCUGACCCUGUGCAGCACCCUCAUCCCCAUUGGUUUAGGAGUAAUGCUGAGGUACCGCUACUCGCGUAUGGCCGACAUUGUUUUAAAGGUCUCCCUCUGGUCUCUGCUGGUCACCCUGGUGAUGCUGUUCAUCCUGACGGGGGCGAUGCUCGGCCCGGAGCUGCUCUCCACCAUCCCUCCCUCCGUCUACGUGGUGGCCGUCCUGAUGCCCCUCUGUGGCUACGCCGCGGGCUACGGCCUGGCGGCGCUCUUCGACCUGCCGCCCAGCAGCUGCCGGUCCGUUUCCCUGGAGACGGGAUGCCAGAACGUGCAGCUGUGCACCGCCAUCCUGAAGCUGGCGUUCCCUCCUCAGCUGAUGGGAGGGAUGUACAUGUUCCCUCUGCUGUACGCGCUGUUCCAAGCGGCCGAGGCCGGCGUCUUCAUCUUGGCCUACAGGAUGUACAGGAAGAAGGUUCUGCACAAACCGGACCCCACGGGGGACGGCGAGGACAUGACGUACCAGAGGUUUCAGGACGACGAGGACAUUGACUCGUCUUACGGCGCCGUCACAGUGAGCGACCCAAACACCAUCAUGUUGGACCCUUGUCCUCCAGAUCCCACUCCGGUUUGAUGUGCAGAAUAAAUGUUAAUAAAAUCACCUCCGUACUGCAGAUGUUAAACCUGUGGAGUGGAUCCAUCGUUAUGAUCCAUCGUUAUGAUCCAUCG